AUGGAGACCUGGUUUUGGAUUCUUGGCUGGGUUCUUUCAUUUCUAACCAUCACUGGAAAUGGAUUCACAAUGUUCCUCGUUUGCAGCAGACGAAAUCUCCGCACCAAAACCAACGCAUUUAUUGUUUCACUUGCCGUGGCGGAUUUCUGUGUUGGUUUGAGUGUUAUUCCUUCAAUGUUCUUCUGCACCGACAUUAUUACAAACACCUGCCACAGGUCUCAAUUGUGGAUCAUGAACAUACGGUUGCUGUUUAGUAACACGUCUGCUGUAAACUUGUGCGGCUUAGUACUGGAUCGUUUUAUUGCCAUCGUCCAUCCUCUAAAAUACAUCACUUUGAUGACUUGCCCUCGAAUUAUUCAAGUUAUUUCCUUCUCUUGGGUUCUACCAGUUAGUUUUAAUGUGCUAAAAGUUACCCUUUAUACGUUUCAUUUCAAAACAUUACCUGUCCCUUUUAUUUGGCCGAGUAUUAUUUUCUUCGAGUUCCUACCAACUGCUGUAUUAAUGCUCUUCUUUGUAUCAAUGAUAUUUCACGUACACAGGCAUGGUCGGUCAGCACGCAUCGUAGCAGGGCAGUUACGUUUUAACCAUCAGAUGUCGUUUAAAAUCCAUCACAAGAGGUCUGCAGUGAUAAUGAUGGGUCUUGUGAUAGGAGUGUUUAUUGUUUGCUAUGGGAUGUAUCUGCGUUGCAGUUUUACAAUACUAUUCCACACCACCUCAUGUAAUGAUGAAAACUACAAAAUUCCUUUCUUGGUUGUAAAAGCAGCCAUUAACCCUCUGGUUUAUGCCUUUUUCAAAAGAGACAUAAAGAAAGAGUUUAAAAGACUUGUUGGAGCUGUCUUUUAA
Messenger RNA from Porites evermanni, 843 nucleotides. Lineage: Eukaryota; Metazoa; Cnidaria; Anthozoa; Scleractinia; Poritidae. The record is from the annotation of a GenBank genome assembly.